ACCAUGCAUACUAUUGUGCAGUGCCUUCUCUAGAGAAAAGGAAAUGCACUGGCUUUGUCCAGAAGCAAAGCAAAGAUUAUGAAGGGUUAAAAUGAAGUAAGACUAGACGCAUUGCUAAACAAAACGUGAAAACCAUUGCAUCGAGGACUUCAUAGGUGCAUAGGUCUUUGAUACUGCUUUAAAGGGAGAUAAUUCAUAUUAUUUGUUCUCGUCAUACUGGCACCCAUAAGUUAACCCGCAAAGGCGCUUCGGAUGCUGGGAAUAAUAUGCGCAUUUGCUCUAGCCUAAUAAGUGCGAGAGAGUAUAGGCUAGGCUGCGUCCAAGGCGGUAAUUCCCGCAUUGGCGUUUGUAUCAGUGCUUCGCCGAGGACAUAAAAUACACGUUUUCGGAGACAACUGAACGUAUGCAAUCACUUUGCUAUAACAUUGCGCUUCUUGAAAAGUGAAAAAGAGAACGACGAAAACAGACGUGAAAGGCAAAGAGGAUUUUAGCCGGCUUGAAGUGGCAAACUGACAAGACGAUUGAAUUUCGUCCUUCAAGACCGAGAAAUGAAAUUAAAUCAAUGACACGUGUGUUCGGACUCCUACAUUUUUUGUUGACAUUCAGGUUAGUUUUUCAACAGCUACGAAGUCCUCUCCUGUAGCCGAUAAACCGUUAAAGCCUCAGAACACGGAGCUUACGAACGCAUUUGGGACAUCUUUCAAAAGUUUCCCACUAAACAAAUGUUAUAAGAAGAUCAGCCGUUUCCACCAGCCUGUAUAAAUUGGAUAUCAUCGUCAUUAUGAAAAUUUAAUUACAGCAAUGGUGUGCGUGCUAGUGCGAACCUACAAACCUGCGAAGUGGAUAUGUAUAGCGAUGUGGAUAUUCAACUAAAAUAAGUGAUAUACAAGAAAUUAUCAAAAGAUGAGAACCCUGUGCUCUAUCCUGCUCCUCCUCUUUCUGCACCCGGGUACUUGCAACAAAGUGCAGAUUCCGGUGGCCGAAGUCCUGGAAUGGGGAGAGACGAAUAACGAAGCGAGCCUCUCGCAGGCAGCCAGCCCUCGGAUCGUGAACCCUCUCCGUCUGUUCGCCAGGGGAGCUACCGGGCUGAAGCAGAACACCAGCGGCAUGACGUACAUACAGAACAUGGAAAACUUCUGGGACUGGCUAGCCAAUCAGGCAGACGUUCGGGAGAGACAUGCCAGAACUAAGCGGAGGCCAAUAGUGAAGACGGGGAAGUUCAAAAAAAUGUUUGGUUGGGGCGAUUUCCACUCCAACAUCAAGACCGUGGAACUGAACCUCCUCAUAACCGGCAAAAUUGUGGACCACGGGAACGGCACGUUCAGCGUUUACUUCCGUCACAACUCGACCGGUAAGGGGAACGUGUCCGUGAGCCUGGUGCCCCCCUCAAAGGUGGUGGAGUUUGAGAUCACUCAGCAGUCCACGCUGGAGACCAAGGACUCCAAAGCUUUCAAUUGUCGCAUCGAAUAUGAGAAGACAGAUCGGGCCAAGAAGACGGCCUUGUGCAGCUUCGAUCCCACCAACAUGUGUUACAAGGAGCAGACACAGAGUCACGUCUCUUGGCUUUGCUCAAAGCCCUUCAAAGUUAUAUGCAUUUACAUCGCUUUCUUCAGCGUUGACUACAAGCUGGUGCAGAAGGUUUGCCCUGACUAUAAUUACCAUAGUGACACUCCCUACAUCUCCACUGGCUGACAAGGCAACUGCAAAUUUGUUUGUUCUUGGGACAUAUGAUGACCUCUGUGACCUUGUAUGACCCCCUCCUCUGACCCAUUCACAUCACACACAUUGUGCGUUCUCUGUAUUGUGUGUGAAAUUAUAACUUUUCCAGAGGCUGGCUGCAAGGUUAAGCCACAGGCCUGUAAUUACUUGUGAAUUUAAGCUUUUGUGUCAGUAAACCUGUAAGUCAAUAUUAUCCACCACAAACCUUUUUUUCAGUUAUAAUUCAUGAAGUAAAUGAAAUUGAACAUGCUGAGAAUAUUGCACUGUCAGGUUUUCCGGAAAACAGAUCAAUUUCUUAAAGUUUAAUAUACAGAUUUUAUGGAUUUAGGUGAAAACAUACAUGUUUGGAAAGCAGUUCAUCAAGUAGAAACGCUUCUUACUUAGUAGUCUUAUAUAUUCUUUGAUUUAAAAUGACUUAAUUUGUAUCACUAGAAUGCAUCCUCCAGUAACUACAUGACCAAAAAACUCCAUAUAGCUAAAUUGAUGAUUUGUUUUAUUGAAGCUCAAAUUUGACAUUGAAUUCAGAAGUGGAAAAUUGGAACAAACAAAGCACACUUAGUUUACUUUAAGUAGUCAAUGGUAUGUUGACCUAAAUUAAUUGCACAAAAAUUAAAUCAGACUUUUUUUUAUCUGCAUAAGACUGUGGGCCUCUAAGUAAGGCUUCCUACGUUGAAUUUAAAAAAUAGUAUUCCACACCUUUUUUUAGUCUGGAGUAGGGACACCAGUUUAUGGCACAACCCAAAAUGAGUUGAACUUGCAUUACCAUCCAAAUCCCUGUGGUGUCACUGUAGCCUUUGGAUUGAUCACAUGACUAAAUAUACAAUUAGUGAUUGUCAUAAUAGAAGCAUUUAGAAAGAAUAUGACAUUGACAGAAUAUCAAACACAAAAAAGUUUACAAUGUCAUUUACAGAAAACAGUUGCGGUCUGAAAUAGAUGAGGGGGAAUCCUCAGUCACUUAAAGAACAGAAUUGAGCGGAGGACAGAUGUAAUUUGACGGAGGAAUUUUUCAGUGUACACAUUCCAAUUGAAAAAAAAUUGACAAUCCUAAAUUAGGUGCAUUUAAAUAGGUGUGUAAGAAAUGGUGGGGA
Messenger RNA from Anguilla rostrata (American eel), 2807 nucleotides. RefSeq names its product neurexophilin-2-like. Gene Ontology annotation, molecular function: signaling receptor binding. Lineage: Eukaryota; Metazoa; Chordata; Actinopteri; Anguilliformes; Anguillidae. The transcript is spliced from 3 exons. The record is from RefSeq and is a predicted model, not a curated record. Bases 904 to 1692 code for a protein of 262 amino acids.